CUUUUUCUUUUAUGAGAAUCUUCUUUUCUUGCUUUGAGAUUUCCCCCCCUCUUUCAUGUUCUCCCCAUUUCUUACUUUCUCAUCAAGAGUUUUGUCAGUCUCGAUUUUUUUUAAAGUUAAGCUGUUUGCGCUUUGAUUUUGCAGCUGCUGCAUGCUUGUGGCUGUUCUGCAUCGUAACUGUAAUUUAAGCGAACUAUUUUGGAGGAUAAAAUAAUUCUUUUGGGGUUCUUUGUUGGUUCUAAGAGUAAAUGUCGUUCCGUAGUAUAGUUAACGACGUGAGGGAUGCUCUCGGGAGCUUAUCUAGGCGUAGUUUUGAGGUGAGGUUACCUGGUCAUCAUAGGGGAAAAUCUCAGGGUUCAGUGCUUGAGUUUCAUGAUGAAACUGUGGUUAUCCAGAAUAGCCGCUGGGCAAGCCUUCCCCCAGAGCUGUUGCGUGAUGUGAUAAAGAGAUUGGAAGCGAGUGAGAGCACGUGGCCUGCUCGCAAGCAUGUUGUUGCUUGUGCUGCAGUAUGCAGGUCAUGGAGAGAAAUGUGCAAAGAAAUUGUUAGAUGUCCUGAGUUCUCUGGGAAAAUCACCUUUCCAGUUUCUCUGAAGCAGCCUGGGCAUAGGGAUGGAACUAUUCAAUGCUUCAUUAAGAGAGACAAAUCUAAUUUAACUUAUCAUCUUUUCCUUUGCCUUAGUCCUGCUUUGCUUGUUGAAAAUGGGAAGUUUCUUCUUUCUGCAAAACGGACCCGUAGAACUACUUGCACGGAGUAUGUAAUCUCUAUGGAUGCAGAUACUAUAUCGAGAUCUAGCAGCAAAUACAUUGGAAAACUUAGGUCUAAUUUUCUUGGUACCAAAUUCAUAAUUUAUGACACUCAGCCUCCAUACAACAAUGCUCAGCUUUCACCACCUGGUCGAAGCCGAAGGUUCUAUUCAAAGAAAGUCUCUCCAAAGGUUCCCACCGGUAGCUACAACAUUGCCCAGGUCUACUAUGAGCUGAAUGUGCUAGGUACUAGGGGACCUCGCAGGAUGCACUGCAGUAUGUACACAAUUCCUGCUUCAGCCCUUGAGCCAGGUGGCAUUGUCCCUGGCCAGCGGGAGCUUCUGCCCCGAUCCCUUGAAGACUCAUUUCGAAGCAUCUCUUUCUCAAAGGCUAUUGACAGCUCAUCUGAGUUUAGUAGUGCCAGAUUCUCAGAUAUUGUUGGAACCCGUGAUGAAGAGGAUGAAGGAAAGGAAAGAGCAUUGAUUCUACGGAACAAACAACCAAGAUGGCAUGAGCAGUUACAGUGUUGGUGCCUGAACUUUCGAGGAAGGGUUACAGUUGCAUCAGUCAAGAACUUUCAGCUGAUCGCUGCAAACCAACCAGCAGCUGGUGCACCAACCCCAUCACAGCCAGCGCAACCCGACCAUGAUAAGAUAAUUCUCCAGUUUGGUAAAGUUGGCAAGGACAUGUUUACCAUGGAUUACAGAUAUCCACUCUCUGCAUUCCAGGCGUUUGCAAUUUGUUUGAGCAGCUUCGACACCAAAUUGGCAUGUGAAUAAACGAGAAAGUGACAUGUUAAGCAAAUACAGCUCUUAGCCGGGUAUCUGGUAACUUCGCUUUCUAGAAUCAGUAUAGGAUGGGGUGAUUGUAUGAAGUCUUAUGUACAAUUCGUAUCCAGGAACUGGCAAGGACACAAACAUUUGUUCACCUUUCAUUUCUCUUCCUCCGUGCUUCUUUUUAAUCUCCUUUGAGAAGGAUUUCUGUGUUAUGUUGUUCAA
Molecule: messenger RNA, 1742 nt
Organism: Hibiscus syriacus
Lineage: Eukaryota; Viridiplantae; Streptophyta; Magnoliopsida; Malvales; Malvaceae
Product: tubby-like F-box protein 8
Exons: 4
Coding region: 249-1523 (424 amino acids)
Molecular function (GO): protein binding
Source: RefSeq, a predicted model, not a curated record